Molecule: messenger RNA, 4205 nt
Organism: Linum trigynum
Lineage: Eukaryota; Viridiplantae; Streptophyta; Magnoliopsida; Malpighiales; Linaceae
Source: the annotation of a GenBank genome assembly
CGAUCGUACGAUGGCGUGUUUUAAUAAAGCUAAAUAAUAACCAGUAAGAUAAUGAUAUAAGUUUCGUUUUCAUUGACAGAAAUAGAUAAAAGGAAACGGAGCAUUGAAUUGUCUUGAUGACUUGCUAAUUACGACACAUUUAACAGGAAAGCAGAUAAAUUCAGGGGUGAUAAUUUUUUUAGAAUAAAAAAAAACGUAAGUAACAAUUUUUUUAUAUAUAUUCUAAAGUCUAGUAAUAAUUUUGGUUAAACUGAAUUUGUCGUAAUGACCAUGAAAAAACGUUCAUUAAAUCAAGUAACAUGCAAUUGCAUGAUAUUACCAAAUAGAUCGAUCGGUUAAGUCGUAACCAUGUAGGUGACAUGUGCUUUGACAUUAGUAGAGGAAGACCGAGGUAACAAAUUGGUGCAAAAUUUGUUACUAAGAGGGUGUACAUGAUGCAGGCUCGAUUUAAUUCAUAGGUGUUGGAAUAUAGAUAAUUAAUACAAAAAACAAUUAUGUAACUUGCAUCAUCCUUUAUACCGUAAUAACUUGGGCGUUAGUGUUAGAUCACGAGAUCAUCCUACCUCUGCAUAUGUCUCUUCACGCUAAAAAAAAAAAAAAAAAGAUCUCGUCCCUUAUGUUCUUCAUCAAGAAGAUCAUAAACAGUUGGACUCCUCACCUCUUCGACUAUACAUAAACAAUGAAUAUAAUAACAUGUACAACAUGCCAUCCAACAUUUUCAAUUACAAAAAAGAAAUUUACAAUAAAAAUUCCUUCCAACAAAUAUAUGAAUUAGGAAGGAUCGAAUUGAUGACUUGGUUCAUGUUGGACGAUCUUGCAUUUCAUUGUGCUUUCUUCUUGUUUCAUUGCAUCUUGUUUAUUGCAUUGGGCUAGUUUGCAAACAGGUUGUGGUCGAGUGGUUGUAGCUCUUGAUUUCGUUCUCGGAGAUUUUAGGCUUUAAGUUUGAAAUGCACAAUCAUUUUGACCUCUCUUCUGUGAUGAUACCAUCAGUCUCAUUCGAGUUGAAAAUCGAUCGACAACCAUGUAAUCUGCUUGACGACUAUAUCACUAUAAUAUACCAGUCAAAAUAAUUCUCUAUCAUAAAAGGCACAUAUUUCUAUACUUUUUUUUUUUUGGCCACAAGUUUUGGAUGAAAGAAGAGAAUACCCAAAUCCGGGAAACCAGCUAUACCUAGCUUGAUACCUUACUCCUCUUCUUGCAUAAAGAGACUUUCUCCCAACAAGAGCAACGUAAUAUGCUGCCAUCCAUGCUGUGGCUUCUUAGCUCUUACAACCAAAAGCAAUCUGCUUUCUACUCAUACCAGAGUCUACAGCUACCACUUUUCUUAAACCAUGAUGACUGCCAAGUUUCAAUGGGGAAACUUCUCCAACCUAAGACACAAACUUUGCUAUACCAUACAUAUUCUUUCCUUAGAUGCCAUGCCACAUUUUAAUACUCCAAACCACAUUCAUAUAAAACAACUCUCCCCUAUUCAUCCUCAACACAACAAUCAUCAGAAUUCAGAAGGAAGGAAGACCCCAAGGAAGGCAAAAAAAAAAAAAAAAAUGUACAACCACAACAACAACAACAACAACGGCCGGCUGCCGGUCCACCGCGAGACCAAGCCGCCGCCGAUCGAGCGCCACCACACGGCCCGCUACAUCGCCCACCGCGUCCGCGAGAGCCUCACGACCCGCGUCUCAAAAGUCAUCUGCUCCAUCUUCCUCACCAUCCUCCUCGUCGCCGGGAUCGUCGCCUUCGUCCUCUGGCUCAGCCUCCGGCCCCACCGCCCCCGGUUCUUCAUCGAGACCUUCUCGGUCCCCGGGCUCGACCAGCCGGGCGGGUUCCAGAACGCCCAGGUCCGGUUCAAGGUCACGGUCCGGAACUCGAACCAGCACAUGGUGUUCCACUACGGGGCAAUGCAAGGCGCGGUGUUCUACAAGGACCAGCAGAUCGGGUCCGCCCGGCUGACCGAACCGUUCGACCAGGGGCCCAAGACCACGAAGGUUUUGGACGAGGUUCUGACCGGGGCGACCCUGACGGUCAGCAGCCAGCGGUGGGCGGAGUUUCAAGGGGACCGGUCGUUGGGCAAGGUGCCGUUUCGGUUGGAUAUCACGGCGACGAUCAUGUUCAAGGUGUCCACGUGGCGGAGCGAGACGCAUCGGAUGCAUGCCAACUGUGAUGUGGAUGUGGGGCCCGAUGGGUCGAUCUUGCCGAUUUUUAGGUCGAAGAGGUGUCCGGUCUAUUUCACUUGAUUUCGUUUGAUUUUAUUGGAAUAUCGUUAAUUAUUUUCCUUUGGGUUUUUUGGAUUGUAAUUUGUGCAAUUGAGCUACUAAUGUUUCAUUUUCUUCUCCGGCAGGCAGUGUAAUUUGAUUAUUUUAUUUCUAUGACUUGUAAAUCAGUGUAUCCUAUUGCAUAAUAUAAUUUUUUUUAUGAAUGAUGAGACUAAAAAAAAAAGUAUGCGUGUUUUAAAAUAUUAUACGGGUUUAUUCGGAACAGUCAAAUUUUGUGCAUGUACUAUACUGUUAAUAUAGACGUACAGUCCAUCAAGCUUUGUAAAAACUAAAAACAAAAUCGACAAAUCGCUCAAUAUCCUAGAUUUAUUAUAGAACUAAAAAUUUAUCUUUUGUAAUUCACUAAUUAGAUAAACCUCAUAAAAUAGAAUCAAACUACUGAGUUCGAAAUUUUUAGAAAAUUGUUAUAUUAUGUUCUUAAAUCAUCUCAUGUUUUUAUGGUUUACUAAGAUUCACGUAUAGUGUCAAAUACCAGUUAAUCACAAUCGCUCUGUUAAUUGGAAAAUACAAGAUAAAUGACUACCGACAAUCUAUCAAAUAAUUGCACCAAGUAUCGCAGCCGCAAAGGCUAUCUACAAGACAAACACAUAUCUAUCAAUUUAAUAAAUAAAAAAGAUAAUCCACAAUUUUUGAUUUGCUAAAGUCAACGAAGUUAAUCUAACGACAGUAAUUAUUUGGAGUAUGAUAUGCUCCAAGAAUAAUCCACUCAUUAUCUCUAUAUAAAUGUCUUCUAUCUUGCUCUAAGUAAGUAUAUGAGUAACACAUAUCCUUGGAACAAAAAAUAAUUAUCUCUUCACCUUCAAUUAACCGAAUUUUGAGUUAUUAUAUUAUAAGUUUAUAACCAUAAUUCUUAAAUCUUAAUAAGUAAAUUCUACAUCCUAUUUCGAUCUCUAAACUCCAAAAUGCUAAAUAAUAAGACGACGCAUUAAUAUGUUAGAUGUAUUUCGACAAACUAGAACUUGUUCGACUAGCUUCGAUCUCCAACUCGAUGUGAUUGUCUUCUGGUUUACAAAUAGUUAAAGGUUUGCGAUUCGCUCUGAUUCAGCAUCCACUGCUACUUCUACCACCAUUCUUUCCUCGUCCUUUUUCCUUCUUAUCCUCGUUCAUGGAAGCUGACGAAAAUUGGCUAUCUGAACUUUAACCACCAUGCUCCACUCUUCGUUCGCAUUGCGUAAGAAAAAAAGGACUACAACAAUAGCCUUUCUGAGACUUCAAGGUGACUUGUAAAGUGCAAAAAUCCCAGGGCUUAUGAUACGUAAAGCUUCAUCCCUUUGAUUCUUUUCCUCCAAAUUAAGGACUCCAUAAUUCCCCACUUUUCUUUGUACUCGUAGUCAUUCCUUUCAUACCAAACCAUCUCUGCAAGCUUUCCAAUUCAACUUUCUGUCCAAAGCUUAAUCGUAAUUAACUCGUUUGCACAAUCAGCAACCACUAAUGUCUAAUUAUUCCUCCAUAAGUGCAUAUAAUGCAAAGAGCACAUAUUCUCUUCGUAAACAAGAAACUUCCCUAGCUAAAACAUAAAUGUUCCUUUUAGCCAAGAAUGUUCUAUUGGUAGAUUACAUAAUGGGUCACUGACUCUGAGGGCAUUAGCGAAAUGAUCACUGAAUUUUGAUUGUUAAGAGCCUUCGAUGGAGUUUGGAAUAACUACCAACACUGUUACUAUGUCCGAAUCAUCCAGAUGAUAUAGUGUCAACUCAUGCAAAUUAAUAUCGAAGUUCGUUAACUUAUUUGUUAGUAAACUCAAAGUUUAUGAACCAUUUAUGAAAUUAACCUAGCCAGAGGUGAAUUUGGCACUUAAGGCUCCUCUCUGUUUGGCCAAUCUAGUUCAUAAGCUUUAUACUUGGUGAUCAUUGCAAUAGUUGAGCACAUUGCAAUAACUGAGUACUUAUUCUUUCAUUAUCGUGGUACGCGUGUAGAUAAACUUAUUAAUUAGUU